Molecule: messenger RNA, 715 nt
Organism: Vidua chalybeata
Lineage: Eukaryota; Metazoa; Chordata; Aves; Passeriformes; Viduidae
Gene: LYRM9
Product: LYR motif containing 9
Exons: 5
Coding region: 234-494 (86 amino acids)
Source: RefSeq, a predicted model, not a curated record
GCCGCCAAUCGCGGAGCGCGGCGCCGCCAAUCGCGGAGCGCGGCGCCGCCUGACGGAUGAGGAAGCGGCCGCCGCGCCCGCCCUCAGGCGGCAAGCGGCCAAUGGGCGGAGGAGAUGUGCUGACGGGCGGCGGACGCGGCCAACAGCGGCCCGGGGCGGGGUGAGGUCUCUUGCUUACUUUUGGACUUGGACAGGCAUAAUCUGUGAAGAUAAUUAAAGUUCCUCUACUCUAGAUGCUAGCCGCCGCGGGCCCGGCCAUGUCCCCGCUGCCGGAGGCGGAGCUGGUGCGCAGCUCGGUGCAGCUGUACCGGUACCUGCUGCGCUGCUGCCGCCGCCUGCCCCCGGGCCCCAUCCAGCAGCACUACAGACACGCCAUCCGGCAGAGUUUCAAAGUCCAUGCUGAUGAAGACGAUCCUGAGCGAAUCCAGCAGAUCAUUAAGAGAGCCAUUGAAGAUGCGGACUGGGUGAUGAAUAAAUAUAAAAACCAGAAGUAGAAGAGGAAGGAUGAAACCAAGGAAGACAUUGAUAAACAUCCUUAGAGGACUUGCAGUCAAGCCCAGUACUAUAUUAGAAUUAUUGCCUGAAGUUUUCUCUUGGAUAAUAUAAAUACAAUAAUUUAUAUUUCACUGGGAUGUCAUGAAGCUAAAUUAAUAUUUCUGAAGAAAUUUUAUUUUGUAAAUUGCUUUGUAUAUAUAUGGUAAAGCCCCAGCUUGCA